This is a messenger RNA of Pantherophis guttatus, 4631 nucleotides long. RefSeq names its product trypsin like peroxisomal matrix peptidase 1 (gene TYSND1). Lineage: Eukaryota; Metazoa; Chordata; Lepidosauria; Squamata; Colubridae. Gene Ontology annotation, molecular function: serine-type endopeptidase activity. The record is from RefSeq and is a predicted model, not a curated record. Gene Ontology annotation, biological process: regulation of fatty acid beta-oxidation; protein processing. Gene Ontology annotation, cellular component: peroxisome.
CGGCUUUGCCCGAUGCUUCUUCCUCUCCGUUUCGGUGGUUUGUUUCGGCUGGUCCGGCGGGUCCCGGGACUUGCAGCGGAGCUCCGUCGGGCAGUGGGGGCUCCGAUCUUCCCGGUUCUCGGAAAGGGGCAGGAAGGAGCCAUGCAGCACUGAAUGGGCGACCCUGGAAGCGACGGGCUUUCUUUGCAAUUAAACUCUCCCAGCGUUUUUGCAGAAUUCGGGCUUCCCCUUUCGCCCUCUGGCCGGACGAUCAGCCGAGAGAGAUUCCGCUGGCGACUUUUAUUUUGUCCCUAUGUCCGAAACGCUGGGAUCGACCGCAGCCCGAGCUGGCUGCGUGAUCUCGGUGUCUCACUCCCGGGUCACCAGCGGAUCUUGCAGCGGCAGCGGCGUCCUCUUGAGUCCAGAUCCCCCGGGCCUCGUUCUUUGCCCCGGGAUCCUCUUUUCCCCUUUCCUUCUGGAAUCCGAGCAUCCCGAUUGGUCGCAGGGCAAAGUCCUGCUCUCCGAUCGCUUCUUCCCGGGCCUCCAGAUCCAGGUGCUUAAGGCAAGUGGUGGGUGCAGCAGCAGCAGCAGCAAAGCGGACCGGGAUUGCCUGGCUGGAGAUCUGGGGGAAAAUAAUCCCGUGCUAAGGUUUAAUCCGCUUUCGAAUCGGCGUGGAUCUCCCCACGGUUGGAAGAACUGCGAUGCUGAGCUCCUGAUGGUAGCCGCCUGUCCCCGGUUCCAGGAGGCCUUCUCCAAAAUCUUCAGCGCUUCGGAUCUAUGGCAUUUUGGAGGGAAUGACUUUGAGCAAGAGGUCAACUCUUUGGAACAGGACUUGCCUUGCCUGCAUUGGUUUGCUCUGCUGAGGAUCCUGGAGAAUGAUUCCUAUGGGGCAAGUUGGGCGACCUGUGUUCCAGCCGGAUCCCUCAGGAAGGGUGAUACCGUCUUCACCUGUGGCUCACCUUUCGGCUCAUUGUGCCCGGAGAUAUUCAUGAAUACCCUUAGUAAAGGGAUAGUCAGCAACCUGGCAGGAGCAAACAAUGCCCUCCUCUUGAUUGACGCGCGUUGCUUGCCUGGCACCGAAGGUGGGGGCGUCUUUGUCAUGUCAGGAAUGGGUCCUCAUCUGGUCGGAAUCAUUGUAGCUCCACUUUGCUGGAAAUCCACCGAGUGGGUUGGCUUGACUCUGGUUUGUGCCAUUGACUCCAUUCUGGAGAGUGUGGCGGGGGUCCUUUCUGGGUCUCCUUGGUUGCUCCCCAUGGAACAUGUGACCAGGUCGCACGCUAUGAUGGUACACAGAAAUGGACUGGACAGGCACCUGUUGGAUGCUGUGGUUCUGGUAGAAUGUGGGUCGACCUGGGGGUCCGGGGUGAUGAUUAAUUCAAGGCUGCUGUUAACCUGUCGGCAUGUGAUCGGCGGAGCAUCAUAUGUCCGUAUCAGGUUUCUAACCAGUCCUAACAGGGGUUCUGUAGUGAAAGGAAAGGUAGUGUUUGCAACAAAGGACACUUCUCCAUAUGAUAUUGCAUUGGUGGAGUUGGAAGAAGGUUUAUCCACAUUGCCAGAGCUUCCUCUAGCAUCAGCUUUUCAUCCAGGAGAAGAUGUGAGUAUUGUGAGCUUUGGUGUCUUCGGUCAGGCCUGUGGACCAUCCGUCACAUCGGGAAUCCUCUCGGCUGUGAUCACCGUGGAAGAUAAGCCAGUGAUGCUCCAGGCAACCAGUGCAGUUCAUGGUGGUUCAAGUGGAGGCGCCCUCUUUGGCACCCACAGUGGGAAACUUCUAGGAAUCGUUGCCAGCAACACAAGGGAUAACAACAUCGGUGUGACCUACCCUCACCUAAACUUUAGCAUUCCCAUUACGGUCCUGCGGUCAGCCAUUUUGGAAUAUAUCCGUCACGGAAAUCUGCAUGGCUUUCAAGAACUAGACAGAGUAGGAGGAAGAAUUCAGGUUGUCUGGAGACUCCAAAGAGAACCUGUGGAGAUGCCACUCAGCAAACUAUGAGAAUUUUCACCCAAUGAAGAAGAAUAGAAGAAUAUCAGCUUCAUAUAUCUUAGGUCCAGGCUACCUGUUGAACUUUCUCAUCCCGCUAGGACAAGCCUUGUCUCACUUAUACUGGCAGGGAGGACCUACUUGGAUCCCAUCGGUCAAAGAACUCCAACUAUCGGGAUCUAGAAGAGCCUCCUCUGCUGUAGCACCUUUGGAAUAUCUUAUCCUUCAAAGUGACAUCUACCUCCGCCCUCUUAUCCUUCCCUAAGACUGUGGAGAUCUGGCUGGGAGGAGUUCCACACUGGAGGUGUCUGUUAAAUUGAUACAAAACGCUUGCUCUCUGUUUCUCUACCCAUCCAUCUUUUAUUCUCAUAUCGCUGUAUCGUAUGUUUUCUUUCUCAUUCUUUAUUCCAUUGUUCCAUUACUUUGCUUACUGUUACAUUUGCGCUUCUAUUCAUUUUUCUGUUUUUAUUGUUGUAAGCCAUCUAGAAUAGCCCCGCUUGCAAGAUAGGCGACAUAUAAAUUUAACAAAUAAUAAAAUACAGUAUGUCCUGAUUGCACUAUACUGGGUUGAAGUGCUUCUAUUGCUGUUGUAAUCAGCUCAGUUUAUGGAAUUGACCCCUAAUUGAGGGAUUACAAGGUUGUACAAAUAAAAGAGAGAGUUUGUUUCAGUAGCAAUAGCACUUAGACUUGUAUAUCGCUUUACAGUGCUUUUACAGUCCUCUCUGAGCUGUUUACAGAGUCAGCCUAUUGCCCCCAACAAUCUGGGUCCUCAUUUUACCAAUCUCGGAAGGAUGGAAGGCUGAGUCAACCUUGAGCCUGGUGAGAUUCGAACUGCCAAAUUGCAGGGAGCCGGCAGUCAGCAGAAGUAGCCUGCAGAACUGCACACUAACCACUGCGCCACCAUGGCUCAUCUUGUAGCUUUCUUGGCUAGGCAUUUAGUUUGAUUUUAACAACCCUCACUUAGUCUUCCUGCCCUAAUCUUCCAUUACAGGUGGUCCUCAACUUACAACCAAAAUUGGAUUUAAAUAUCACUAAGCAAGAUGUCAUUAAGUGAGUUGCACACAAUAGCAAUAGCACUUAGACUGAUAUACCGCUUCAUAGUGCUUUGUAGCCUUCUCUAAGCAGUUUACAGAGUCGGCCUAUUGCCGCCAACAAUCUGGGUCCUCAUUUUACCCACCUGGGAAGGAUGGAAGGCUGAGUCAACCUUGAGCCUGGUGAGAUUCGAUCUGCCAAACUGCUGGCAGCCGGUGAUCAGCAGAAGUAGCCUAUAGUAUUGCACUCUAACCACUGCGCCACUGCGGCUCAAUUUUACAACCAGAGAGGUCCAUGUGAUGUGAGUUUGUUUGUGUUCUAGUUUGGGUAAUGGGCAAUGAAACAUCUGCAAGAAAAAAAGCAAGCUCAGAGAGCCCCAAGGACCCCUCAUUUCAACCUACAAAUAUUCUCCUUUAUUAACUUUGCAACCUUUUUUGCCGUGGUUAAGUGAACCACUGUGGUCAUUAACUGAAUCACACAGUUGUUAAGCGAAUCCAGCUUCCUCGGUUGAGUUUGUGGCCAAGCACCUGAAUUUUGAUCACAAAAUGCGGCAAUGGUUGUAAAUACAAAAUUGAUUGCAAGUCAUUUUUUUCAGGUUUGUUGUAACUUUGAACGGUUGCUAAAUGAACAGUCGUAAAUCAAGGAUUACCUGUAACCCCUGACAGUGUCUAUGUCUAUCUUGGUCAAGCACCCUCCUUAUUCUCUUACAAUAUGUCCUGCAUUUUUCCAUUAUGCCUGGAAUUCUCUUUUAGAAUAUCCCAUCCUUCAAAUCCUUUGUAAAAGCUCGCUUUUCUAUUAUCUCAUUCUAAUAUGCAGCCUGUGCUUUUUACCCUUUGCUUCCCAUUGUCUUCCUGAAUACAGUGGUACCUUGGUAUUCAUCCUUAAUUUGUUCUGGGAGGUGAGAUGAAUAGCAAAAAUGAUGAGUACCAAACAGGUUUAACAUAAGGAAUAAUAUAGUGAGUCAUAAGGCAAGUGACACUGACAAAUUCUGUGUUGAGUACCGGGAUAAAGAUUUUACGUCAAAAUGCGUUUGAGUACCGAAUUCGAUGAGUUUCAAAGCAGUGGAGUACCUAGGUACCACAUUAAUCGAAAUUUAGGUUAAUUCGUGGGGGAACAAUCUUUCUUCCUCUUUGUUAUGGUGCUAUGUAAAUAAAUAAUAACAGAGAGUGCUUUAUCUUACGUACUGGUGCAUUUAAUAUCUUUCUCUGGCCGCUGUAUAUUUAACUAAUCACCAUUUUAAAUACUGUCCAAUUUCUUCUUUGCUUGGUUUGUUGAGCUUUAAAAAAAAAAGUUCUAUCAUCAGAGAUGUAUAAAACAGGCUGUUUGUCUGUCAAAUGGAAAUGCCCAUUUGUUUCAUACAAUAUAAAAGGAGCGUUUCUCAAUCUUAGCCGCUUUUAAGAGGUUUGGACUUCAACACCCAGAAUUCCUCAGCCAGCCUAGCUGGGAGUUAAAAGUUGAGACAUCUUAAAAUGGCCAAUGUUGAGAAACACUGAUAUAAAGGAUCUUGGUUUGUUUUGAUCGUAUUGCAUAAAUCAGGCUCCUGUGGUUUGUUUCAAGACCUUUUGAGUUUAGAAUUAUGUAUGAAUGUAAUUAAAAAUUCAGCUUCAGAUAUGAUUAAAUAAUGACUGAUGCUGUUUUUCUC